Messenger RNA from Rhodofomes roseus, 2130 nucleotides. RefSeq lists its product as uncharacterized. The record is from RefSeq and is a predicted model, not a curated record. The transcript has 5 exons. NCBI's taxonomy places the organism in Eukaryota, Fungi, Basidiomycota, Agaricomycetes, Polyporales, Fomitopsidaceae. The coding region runs from base 197 to 1747 and encodes 516 amino acids.
CAUCGCCUCCAACAACUUGAAUAUGAUCUGAGCGACCGUGCACUUCCUCUAUCCUCGAACACCACUGUACGGUCGUCCGUCGGCUUUUGCUUCAGUACAGUACAGAACGUGUGGCCCAGUAUCCGCGUGCGCACAGGAAGAGGACACGAGAUACGAGCAAGCACCUCUCCGGAGUCGUCCGAGAUACCAUAUCAUUAUGCAGGUCGAGGGCUGCGCCGACGUUGCUCAGAGGCCGCCGGCAGCCAGGACUGACUACGAACAUAAGGUGCUCCGGUCAAACUCUGCGACGACGUCGAGGUACGGGUCUCCGGCGCAAGGAGAGGCACAACAUAUGGUGUCUUUGUGGCCUGGCACUUUGGACGACCACGGGCGCAUGACUAGAGAAGAUGGCGUAUCAGCGAGUGUUGACGACGCACGAGAAUCCGAGGUGUCGUAUCCCGUCUUCAACGUAUGGAGUUCAUAUUACAGAGACGGUGGGCUCGUGGGCUAUGCCCAGUAUACCACUCAGCCUACCCUCGUCCCCCUCUCCCGAGCUCUUUCAGAUCGCAUCCCCCUGGAGGUCAUCUUGGAAAUCGCGAACGCACUGAGUCCAGGGCUGGAUCGAGGUACCGAAACCCUCCUCUCGAUGAUGUUGGUCUGCGCAUCAUGGUACCCAUACUGCAUGCGGGUCCUGUAUCGCAAUAUGGUGCUUCGCGACAGAGGUUGCCUACCCCGGCUAGUUGCGAUUACUCUCCCCUUGGCAGAGGUACGGAGACAUAUGACAUCCACCCAAUCACUCGUCCUUGGUGGCAAGAAUCAUGACGACAAAUGUCCCAUCUCUGCACCUCUAGUCCUCGGCGGACUGCUGCCCUCAUUGAUAAAGCUGGAGCUGAAUAAUCUCCGCGUCCCAAUCCAUCCCAGUUUUUUCAGGGCAUUACCUAGGCUUGCGACCGUGACGGAUCUUAGGCUGCUGAAGCUCGAACUGCAUACUUUUCACGAGCUGCGCCGCAUCAUCUGUGCGUUUCCUCGCCUGCUCGACCUGACAGUCGGCCACAUCGCGUAUGCGCUGCACAGGGUCAAUACACGCCUCCCGACGUCACAGAUUGCUCGAAGCUCCGCGUCCCGGGCCGUCGUACGCCUCAGGACGUUAACACUUGAUUGGUCCUCGCAUCCUCAACUGCUCAUACAUCUCAUCCAUUGGCUCACUGAUUGCUCUAUCUGUGACCACCUCUACGAUUUGGCCUUAAAUGGAACCGGAGCUCCUAUCGCUGGCGGUAUGCGGAUCGUAGUCAACAAGUACUUUGAUCAGCUCCUGCAAUCUGCUGGGCCAUCUAUCAAGCGCCUCACGUUUGGGUCUGAAUCACAUCUACCUUUGCCAUCCACGACGAGCCUGAAACACUGUACAAAUCUGCAGUACUUGGCCUUCAAACUGUCCGAAUACGAGCGGAAGGACAUCGUUGACGAGCUGCUAUUUAUCCUCGGACACAUACGCAGCAAUCUCAUAGACGAGAUCGCCAUCAUAACCCCUCGUUGGCUCACGAAGAGAGACGUACUGCAAUUACCCGAGCAUCCUGAGGACAUCCCGCUGGGUCUGCUGCACAAGUGUCAGCUCAGCGAAUUCUUCGCACGUCUCCGCGUAGUCGACUUGCGUAUCGGUGACCGAUACGGAGCUGAAGAGAAAAAACGGCGACAGGCGGUCAGCCGAGCGCAGCGCCUCUUUGCGCCGUGGAAUGAGCGGGGAAUCCUCAAGACCAUCGUCGUGCAGUGACCAGGGAGCCUGGUGGAGUCCACGAUCUCGUCAAGAAUGCAGGUUUAUAUUCGUUGAUGCGUUGACUAGAUAUUCUAUCACGUCGCGGAGGGACGCCCCGUUCCUCCAUGCGCACAAUUGACGUUGUACUGUCCAGGUCAGGAGCUUGUGAAUCACUCGUAGCUAUCCAAUGGCGUGGCAAAAAAGGGCCCGGGCUCUCCGUCAAUCAAAAAUUUCACGGGAGCCCUUCAUGCAAUACCAUGUGUGACAGAAUUUCCCAUACUCAAGGUUCUGCUGAUGUCGAAGACAGCCCGUGGAUUCAAUGAAUCAACCGCUCAAUCAUGCGGCCGUCUAAAUCACGGGGGUAUGUACUGCUAUGACUUGCGUCACCGUGACCACGCCCA